Oncorhynchus nerka (sockeye salmon) is the source of this 1887-nucleotide messenger RNA. Its product is annotated as adenylate cyclase 8 (brain). Gene Ontology annotation, cellular component: plasma membrane. Lineage: Eukaryota; Metazoa; Chordata; Actinopteri; Salmoniformes; Salmonidae. The transcript is spliced from 10 exons. Gene Ontology annotation, biological process: adenylate cyclase-activating G protein-coupled receptor signaling pathway; cAMP biosynthetic process; intracellular signal transduction. Gene Ontology annotation, molecular function: adenylate cyclase activity. The coding region runs from base 5 to 1645 and encodes 546 amino acids. The record is from RefSeq and is a predicted model, not a curated record.
CCAAAUGAGGGACGAAGUGUUCAAGUCCAACCUGGUGUGCGCCUUCAUCGUGCUCAUCUUCAUCACGGCCAUUCAGAGCCUGCUGCCUUCUGCCAGGAUGGUUACCAUGGUGAUCCAGUUUUCCGUGCUCAUCGUCCUGCACUCAUUCCUAGUCCUGGUGACCACGGCGGAGGACUACAAGUGUCUGCCGUUGGUCCUGCGAAAGUCCUGCUGCUGGAUCAAUGAGACCUACAUGGCCCGCAACGUCAUCGUCUUUGUAUCCAUCCUCAUCAACUUCCUGGCGGCCAUGAUCAACAUUCUGUGGUGUGAUUUUGACAAGUCCAGCACUUUCAGCAACCAGACCUUCAACACAUCCACCCCCAUCCCUGACAUCUGCUUCUACCCUGAGUAUUUUGUGUUCACGGGGGUGCUCGCCAUGGUGACGUGCGCGGUGUUCCUGCGACUGAACUCGGUCCUAAAGCUCGCUGUGCUCCUGGUCAUGAUUGCUAUCUACUCCCUACUCACUGAAGCCUUCUACACCUCCCUGUUUUUACGCUACGACUAUGUCCACCACAACACAGAAAACUUCCUUGGGACUAAAGAGACCUCCUUGCUUCUGAUGGCUAUGUUCCUCCUUGCUGUAUUUUACCACGGGCAGCAGCUGGAAUACACUGCCCGGCUGGAUUUCCUCUGGCGUGUCCAGGCCAAGGAGGAGAUCAACGAGAUGAAGGAGCUCCGGGAACACAAUGAGAACAUGCUCCGGAAUAUUCUGCCAAGUCACGUUGCCCGCCAUUUCCUGGAGAAGGAUCGGGAUAAUGAGGAGCUUUACUCCCAGUCUUACGAUGCUGUGGGUGUGAUGUUCGCCUCCAUCCCGGGCUUUGCCGACUUCUACUCCCAAACAGAGAUGAACAACCAAGGAGUGGAGUGUCUGCGCCUCCUCAACGAGAUCAUUGCCGACUUUGACGAGCUGCUUGGUGAGGAACGUUUCCAGGACAUUGAGAAGAUUAAGACUAUCGGCAGCACAUACAUGGCAGUCUCCGGACUGUCACCAGAAAAACAACAAUGCGAGGACAAGUGGGGUCAUCUGUGUGAGCUGGCCGACUUUGCCAUCGCCCUGAACGAGAGCAUCCAGGAGAUCAACAAGCACUCCUUCAACAACUUUGAGCUAAGAAUUGGCAUGGCACAUGGCUCGGUGGUGGCGGGUGUGAUAGGCGCCAAGAAGCCCCAGUACGACAUCUGGGGCAAAACAGUGAACCUGUCGAGCCGCAUGGACAGCACAGGCGUGAGUGGCAAGAUCCAGGUGCCUGAGGACACCUACCUGAUCCUGAAGGAGCGAGGCUUUGCCUUUGAGUACCGUGGCGAGAUCUACGUGAAGGGCAUCAGCGAGCAGGAGGGCAAGAUCCGCACACACUUCCUGAUGGGCCGUGUGCAGCCCAACCCGCUCGUCAUGCAGCCGCGCAAGCUCCAGGGCCAGUACUCGCUGGCAGCCGUGGUGCUGGGCCUGGUCCAGUCGCUCAACCGACAAAAGCAGAAGCAGAUCCUGAACGAGAACAACAACUCGGGCAUCAUGAAGGGCCAUCACCACUACAACAGGAGGACGUUGCUGGCCCCUGGGGGGGCAGAGGUUGGCCAUGCCGAAGUGGCAGAUAAGACUGAGUUGCCCUGAAGAGGCCCACUGCAAAAAGGCAGGGAGGGAGGGGGACUUGACAGGACUGUGCUUUCUGUUUUCAUCCGCCCUCAUUGCAUCGAUUUGUCCAUUCAUCCAUCUGUCCAGCCAUCAAUCUAUCUAUCCUUCUGACAAUUCAAUGUUCUGCCUACUAUACACCCUAACCCCUUGCCUGGUGUCAAUGUUUCUGUUUUGUAUUUAUUUUAUAUAAGAGAACACAAUAAAGGAGUUUAAUUUUUUAU